Fimicolochytrium jonesii is the source of this 1076-nucleotide messenger RNA. Its product is annotated as Septin-type guanine nucleotide-binding (G) domain-containing protein. Lineage: Eukaryota; Fungi; Chytridiomycota; Chytridiomycetes; Spizellomycetales; Powellomycetaceae. The record is from RefSeq and is a predicted model, not a curated record. Gene Ontology annotation, molecular function: GTP binding; GTPase activity; molecular adaptor activity. The coding region runs from base 93 to 1049 and encodes 318 amino acids. Gene Ontology annotation, cellular component: septin complex; cell division site; microtubule cytoskeleton. Gene Ontology annotation, biological process: cytoskeleton-dependent cytokinesis. The transcript is spliced from 10 exons.
CUCCGUUUCCCACGAGACGCUCCCAAUCCGACCAGAACACGAAAGCAGCCAUUCCCAUUCGGAAAACGAUAGAUCGGUAGCAGUCAAGCGCGAUGGCCUCGGGUGGAAAGUCUGCGGAAGGCUCCGUUAGGAGCCACAUGUUGGCCACGAAUAUCCGCCGGAAAAACACUAAAAAGGGAUUGGCGUUCACGGUCAUGGUUGUCGGAUCCUCCGGUCUGGGAAAGAGCACUUUCAUCAACACCCUAUGCGAAUCGCCAAUAAUCGCAAAGAGGGAUUUCGGAAACCCAGAAAAAGCCGCCAUAGAGAAAUCCGUCGCUAUAACACCCGUAACAGUUGAUAUCGAAGAGGAUGGCAUCAAGCUGGCGCUGACUAUUGUUGACACCCCCGGGUUUGGUGACAACAUCAACAACGAGGGAACGUUUUUGGAUAUUCUUUCCUACAUUGAGAAGCAAUACGACAACAUUGUAGCUCAAGAGUCUCGUAUCAAGCGUAAUCCCAAGUUCCAAGACAACCGCGUUCACGCACUUCUGUACUUCAUCCCACCAACCGGCCACUCCUUACGCGAACUGGACAUCGAGUUCAUGCGGAAACUCGGAGCUCGUGUCAACGUCAUUCCCGUCAUCGCAAAAUCUGAUAGCAUGAGCCCACCAGAACUGGCAUCAUUCAAGAAGCGUGUGAUGGAGGACAUUGCCCACUACCAGAUUCCGAUCUACAACUUCCCCUAUGACGAUGAAGAGGACGAUGAGGAGACGAUAGAAGAGAACAACGAGCUCAGGGCCCUGUUGCCUUUCUCUGUCAUCGGUAGCGAAGAAGAGGUUGCUAUCAACGGGAGGCGGAUGAGAUGUCGCCAGUACCCGUGGGGGAUUGUAGAAGUUGACAACGCAAGACACUGCGACUUCUCCAAACUGCGGUACAUGCUCCUCAGCUCGCAUCUGCAGGACCUGAAGGAGAUCACACAUGACUUCCUGUACGAGCAAUACCGUACCGAGAAGCUCAGUGGGGAGGGAGGCGCCGAUGGGGCUGAUGUUGAUGAGGAGGACGCGGAAUAGACUGGGUUGGUUUCUUUGCGCAGUGCG